ACAUUGCUGUACAUUCGACUCAAUCUCCACUUCUCGUCAUGUAUUCGAAACAACUACUCGUGUGCCUGUUUUUGGGAGCGGUGGGCGCCUCCCCUCAAGGCUACGGAGCUCCACGCCCAUCCUACUCCGCCCCCGGUGGCUCGUUCGGCGGCGGCGGGGGCCCCGUGAUCCCCAUCCUCGUCGACGACCGCACGGGACCCGACGCCUCCGGAGCGUACUCCUUCAACUUCGAGACGGGCAACGGCAUCAGACGCCAGGAGCAGGGCGCCGGGCGGGGUCCCAAGGGCGCCGUGGUGUCCCAGGGAGGCUGGUCAUUCACCUUCCCCGACGGCACCCCAGGAGUCUUCAACUUCGUAGCUGACGAAAAUGGGUACCGCGUCGAAUCCCCCCUUCUGCCCACCCCCCCUCCUCUCCCACCCCACGCCAUCGCCCAGAUCGAGAAGGCCCGCCAGGAGGCUGCGUCCGGAGGAAGCCGCCCUCAAUACGGGGCACCAGCUCCCCCCAGCCGAGGAUACAGUUUCCGAUGAAGAUAGCCCGGUCGAAUCUCCCUCCCCAGGAUCUGUGAUAAAGUUGAUAUAUUUUUAAAUUGUGUCUUGAAGAAAAUAUCACACUUUUUGAAAUGAAUUGUUGGCUGACAUGACAUGACACCCCGCGCUUUUUUGUAUUUAUUGUUUAAUUACGAAGCGAAUGAUUGUGAAAAUUAUAUAAAAAAAAAAGCAAAUAAAGGGAAAAUUAUCA
Molecule: messenger RNA, 738 nt
Organism: Macrobrachium nipponense
Lineage: Eukaryota; Metazoa; Arthropoda; Malacostraca; Decapoda; Palaemonidae
Product: cuticle protein AM1159-like
Exons: 3
Coding region: 39-527 (162 amino acids)
Cellular component (GO): chitin-based extracellular matrix
Molecular function (GO): structural constituent of chitin-based larval cuticle
Source: RefSeq, a predicted model, not a curated record